CGCAUUGUGUUUCUCACUGAGAUAUUGACCGUGGCCUUCGCCAAACCUAAAUUCUGGCAGAACAGUAGUGUUCCUUUUGGCAACGACCACGGUUUCUUGAUAUGGGAAAAUGUAUCUUGCGUGCAGUGGCUCUGUUGGGAUUAAUUUGUCGAUCUAGGCUAAAAAAAGAAACCUUGUUGGAUUAUAAGAUAUCAAGACCAGUAAACCCCUGGUAUGUUUACUUUUUUUUUUCUUAGCUCCCUUUUGUUCACAGUAUUGCAUGGGAUUUACGUUUUAGACACGGUAAAGUUUACAAUUAACAAUACUUGAGGUAAUUGUAAUGACUAUUGUGUGUGCUUUUUGAGGUAGUCUCAACUACGUGUUUAUUUGGACAGUGAAGCUAAACCUUAUAAUUUGGCUCUAUACUCCAGCAUUUUGGACAUGAGAUCAAAUGUUUGAGGUGACAGAACAGAAUGUCACGUUAUAUUUGAGGGUAUUUUCAUACCUCCGUUUAAGCAUUUGGAAAUGAAAGCACUUUACGUGUAUAUGGGGGCGGCAGGUAGCCUAGUGGUUAGAGCGUUGGACUAGUAACCGGAAGGUUGCAAGAUCAAUUCCCAGAGCUGACGAGAUAAAAAUCUGUCAUUAUGCCCCUGAACAAGGCAGUUAACCCACUGUUCCUAGGCCGUCAUUGAAAAUAAGAAUUUGUUCUUAAUUGACAUGUCUAGUUAAAAAAAGGUUUAAAAAAUGUCACCCCAUUUGAAGGUGUCAAGUAUUUGGAUGAAUAUACACCGAACAAAAAUAUAAAUGCAAGAUGUUUCAUUAGCUGAAAUAAAGAAUCCCAGACAUUUUCCAUAUGCACAAAAGCUUAUUUCUCAUUCUGUCCACAUAUUAUUUUACAUCUGUUGGUGAGCAUUUCUCUUUUGCCAAUGGCAUCUCAAGAAGCUGAUUAAACAGCAUGAUCAUUGCACAGUGCUGGGGACAAAAAAAGGUCCACUUUUAAAAUGUGCAGUUUUGUCGCACAAAACAAUGCCACAGUGGUCUCAAGUUUUGAGGGAGUGUGCAGUUGGCAUGCUGACUGCAGUAAUGUCCACCUGAGCUGGUGCCAGAGAAUUUAAUGUUAAUUUCUCUACCAUAAACUGCUUCCCAAGUCGUUUUACACACAGACCAUUUGGCACCACGCCAGCCCAGAGCCUCCACAUCCGGCUUCACCUGCGGGAUCGUCUGAGGGGAGGUGGGGGGCACAACAAUCUGAAACAACCUAAACAAAGUGAAAAUGCAUCCAACAAGUUUGUAGAGUCACAAGCUUGAUAUAGUCGAUGCGUACUAAACUUUUGACUAAAUUGAAUAAACUAAGUUAAUUUGUCUAAAUACUUAUGACAACUUCAAAAUGGGGGGAAUUCAUUAAUAAUGGUAAAACCGAUGUAUGAAAAUACCCUCAAAUAAAAGGUGACAUUCUGUGCUGUCGCCUCAUAACAAAUGCCAAAUUCUGGGUUAUAGAGCCAUAUUAAUUGUUUUACUUCACUGUCCAAAUAUGUAAGGAAGUGAUUCUGCUUCACCUAGCUAGUAGAAUAUAUUUUGUUUACUCAUUUCCUAUCGCUACCCCAAAACAAAAGACCAAAACUCCAUAUUAAUGACCAAAAGUAUGUGGAUACCUGCUCGUCGAACAUCUUAUUCCAAAUUCAUGGUCAUUAAUAUGGAGUUGGUCCCUGCUUUGCUGCUAUAACAGCCUCCACUCUUCUGGGGAGGCUUUCCACUAGAUGUUGGAAUAUUGCUGUGGGGACUUGCUUCCAAUCAGCCACUAGAGCACUAGUGAGGUCGGGCACUGAUGUUGGGUGAUUAGGCCUGGCAUGCAGUCGGCGUUCCAAUUCAUCCCAAAGGUGUUCGAUGGGGUUGAUGUCAGGGCUCUGUGCAGACCAGUCAAGUUCUUCCACACCGAUCUCAUCAAACCAUUUCUGUAUGGACCUUGCUUUGUGCACGGGGGCAUUGUCAUGCUGAAACAGGAAAGAGCCUUCCCCAAACUGUUGCCACAAAGUUGGAAGCACAGAAUCGUCUAGAAUGUCAUUUUAUGCUGUUGCGUUAAGAUUUUCCUUCACUGGAACUAAGGGGCUUAGCCCGAACCAUGAAAAACAGCUGUUCUAAGAACUGUUCUUAGGCUUGUGUGCGGCUGCUCGGCCAUGGAAACCCAUUUCAUGAAGCUCCUGACGAACAGUUCUUGUGCUGACGUUGCUUCCAGAGGCAGUUUGGAACUUGGUAGUGAGUGUCGCAACCCGAGAACAGAUGAUUUGAAGGCAGUGACAUUCUGUGAGCUUGUGUGGCCUGUCACUUCGUGGCUGAGCCGUUGUUGCUCCUAGACGUUUCCACUUCACAACAACAGCACUUACAGUUGACCAGGGCAGAAAUUUGACGAACUUGUUGGAAAGGUGGCAUCCUGUGAUUGUGCCAUGUUGAAAGUCACUGAACUCUUCAGUAAGGCCAUUCUACUGCCAAUGUUUGUCUAUGGCGAUUGCAUGGCGGUGUGCUCGAUUUUAUACACCUGUCAGCAACUGGUGUGGCUGAAAUAGCCGAAUCCAGUAAUUUGAAGGAGUGUCCACAUACUUUUGUAUAUAUAGUGUAUUUGGACUGAAAUGUCACUGAUCCGUACUUGACCUGUUUGCUUGUGAAACUACUACUCUAACUCUGCUUGGUGUAUUGCAUACAGCUCCAUGCAGAUCAAGUCCCCAUCUGACUCCUCCUGUAUUCCACCUGUGUUAUAUUUCGCUGUAUUUGGCAUCUUUAACAAUAUCUAAGGGGGACGAGAAAUGGUCUACUGCCAUUCAUGACACAGCAGUGGCAUCUUGUGGAUAAAUUGAGUACAAUAUUUCAUUUAGUACACAUUUUCUCUCAGAAGGUGGUUGAAAAUGGCAUCUUUACAGACAAUGCCAAUUACAAAUAUUUUUUUUCUCCAGAAUAUCUACUCAAAGGUUAAAAAGUAAAUACAUAAAAAUGAAUCUGUUGCUGGGGAAUUUCGAGUCAUGGUGUCCACUAAAAAUAGUUUCACCUUGCAACAUUGCAUAGUCUGGCAGUCCAAACAGUGCCUGGUCAAAUAUCCCUGUCCAGUGUCCACUCCACACUGUGCUGGUUGGGGGAGGAACUCGACCCCUUUUCCCCUGCUCCUACUUCUCUCCUUGUGCCUGUAUCUAUCUCCCUGGAAAAUGAAAUAUGCUAAUAACAGAGGCAAGUGUUACCCUUUAACUGCAUGCAUGACACAAUAAAAGUGUGAAUUGCUUUUUUUCUUAACUAGUUGUUUGCUUUGAAAUGUUUAGGUACACUGUACACUAUAAGAGCUUUGUGGACGGGAUCCCUUUUUUUUGAAGACAAAUGACCUCAUCGCUCUGUGUAAAGAGAUUCAUAGUGGACUGAUGAGAGCUGUAGUUAUUACAAUGUAUAAAUAGACCAGAGUCAAAAGUUCAACCAAAUUAAAAUGUGUUGCAGAUAUGAAGCACCCUCUAGUAAGGAUGAGAAACGUUCAUUCCCAGUCCUCUCUGGGGAGUGACACCGACUCGCAGCCUGUCCUGAAAGAAGAGGAGGAAGAGGAGGAGGUAACACUAGAGGAGGAGAAAGAGACGGAAGAGGAGAAAAAAGGGGACGUAUUGACGGACUCAGAGCUGGAUCCAGAGUUGCCUGAGGAGUAUUCCCAUGGCCUGGAGGACCUGAGGUGGAACCUGAGCUCUCUAGAGAAGGCUGUAUAUCUCAGCCUGCCACCAUGGGUCCAGAGAGCAUUGCUGUGCAACCUCAUGGCUAAAUGUGGUGUAAACAACUCAUUCUUCCCAGCCCGUCUGCUGUCCUACCUGCUGCUGCCCUACAUACUGCCAGCCUCUAUCUUUCUCCAUGUCAACUACAGGGUGCUGUGUUGGCUCCGCCAAGUCCCAGGGAAGUGGCUGUGGCCGGGUGUCGAAGUGGCUGUGCCAUUCCUUCUAAAGCUCUCUCACCCCAGGAAGAACCUCAUGCACAGGUUGUGGCCCUCUGGUCCUGUCAGAUUUUGGCCCGUUGGUCCUGCCAGGUUGUGGCCCUGCAGUCCUAUCAGGUUGUGGCCCUACAAUCAUGUCAGGUUGUGGCCCUGCAAUCCUGUCAGGUUGUGGCCCUACAAUCAUGUCAGGUUGUGGCCCUACAAUCCUGUCAGGUUGUGGCCCUACAAUUCUGUUGGGUUGUGGCCCUGCAAUCCUAUCAGGUUGUGGCCCUGCAAUCUUAUCAGGUUGUGGCCCCUACGCUUUCUGGCAUCUGCCAAAGAAAAACAUACACAGUUUAAGAGUGCAGAGGAUCCUCCUCCACAGCAGCGCCGUCGCUCCGUCCUGCGGUUCCAGCUGUCCACCACCAGCACCCAUUACACAACCGAGAGCCCCAACACCCCAACCGAGAGCCACCCUGACCCGCUGGGCUUCUCCCUCCUCUUCAACCUGGAACUAGCGAUGGACAACCAGCCCAAUCAGCCCAACAACCAGUCUCUACUCCAUCAUAGCGAGAGGCUGCUGCCACUGGAGUAUGGCCCCUGCAUAAAGAAAGAGGCCCUGGCCUCCCCACACAUCUCCUACAUGGGGGUGGAGGAAGAGGAGGAGAGGAUGUCUCAGGGAGGGGAUGAGGUGGAGGAAGGGUUAGCUCUCCUCCCCAGCCUUCCUGUGAAGUGUGCCAAUACUGGCUACUAAUGUUGGCUGACUUUAGGGUCAGGAGUUUUUCCCUGAUCGGGUCACAUGGUUAGGAAUGUGAUUUUCUCAGCAAAUGAAUAGCAGACCUAAGUCUGCCUGUAUCCAAUUCACAACUAGUUUGUACUUUGAAGUAUAAUGUAUGUUGAACCAGAUUAGUGAAGUCGACUCUCAUGUGCCACAUGAGGCAGUAAGCACAAAAGCUCUCUUUCUACUACGCCCUUCCAUUCUCACUCCAGUAUGCACAAUGACUGGAAGGAAUGAUGAUUAGGGUAGAGUCCCUCUUAGUCACGUCACAUAGUCAAAACAACUCCCUCAUGUUCCUUAUCAGCUGACUUCCAGGUAAAGUAGUAGGUAUUACCUUAUCAGCCGACUUCCAGGUAAGGUAGUACUUAUAUUGUAUUAGAUUUAUGUAUUUUAUGAAAUUGUAUAUGCAGUGCUUGAAAGACACUGGUCUCAAUGGUGACUCCCUGAUUAAAUAAAGGUAAAUAUUGUCCACAGGACAUGUAUUACAUCUCAACUAGUUUAAUCAAAUUACUUUCAGGUAUUUGACCACGGGUAUUGUUCAUCAAGUGAGUGACAGUCCUAUGAGUGGGGGGCUACCCGGCAGAGAUGAAAAUAUAAUCUUGAACGGAGAACUCCAUUCGCCCACUGGCGGUAGGAAUUUACAGCCUUGGGCAUAAGAAAGGUGGCAAAUAGCAAGCACAACAUUUUUUCCUAUCUGGUUACUAUCAGUGUUUGAUAGGAUCCUAAUAAACACCAUUAUUUUGUUAGCUGAAUAGUAAUACCUUUGGAUUGAGACAAUGUUAAGCCUUUUAACCUUGACCAGCUGUUUUGCUGAGGUUGAGUGGAACUUAGUUCAUUUAAAUAAAAGUAGUUAACACAUGAAAA
Salvelinus fontinalis (brook trout) is the source of this 5546-nucleotide messenger RNA. RefSeq lists its product as uncharacterized. The record is from RefSeq and is a predicted model, not a curated record. NCBI's taxonomy places the organism in Eukaryota, Metazoa, Chordata, Actinopteri, Salmoniformes, Salmonidae. The coding region runs from base 3453 to 4658 and encodes 401 amino acids. The transcript is spliced from 4 exons.